Molecule: messenger RNA, 615 nt
Organism: Plutella xylostella (diamondback moth)
Lineage: Eukaryota; Metazoa; Arthropoda; Insecta; Lepidoptera; Plutellidae
Source: RefSeq, a predicted model, not a curated record
AAAAAACAAAAGAGAAUUUAAGAGAACAACGAACGAACUGAAAAACAAAAAUCGCAUCUCAAUAAAUUGUAAAAUUUAAAGUUGAUUCAUAUUUUUUCUGCAGAUAAUUAAUUACAUCAAUAAAACAGGGGCCAGAUGACGUUUGGAAUUGAAUCAGCUGACUGGAAUAUUUGUGUUGACAAAAGCAAUGGCAACAACACUUUCAGUAACAUGACACUGAAUAGAAAACGGUCGAGAGAUGAGGAGUCUUGUGAAUUCAUGCCGCUGUCAAAGAGGAUUAAUAAUCUCCACAUCAACAAUAACCUAGCUAGCACAAGCUCUAAUGCUGCACAGCCAUCUAGUCAACAAAAUGGGAUGUCCGAUGAAGCAUCGACGGACACCACAAGGCAGCCAGAUUAUGAUCCUGGUGUCAACUCCUCACAAAGCCCCUACUACUUUGAUAACAAACUGUUGUUCCAACUUCACUUAGAGAGAAUACAAAGAACGGGACAACAGUUCCCAUUUUGAUGUGUUUAAUGUUAGAAAUAUUUUAACAUAAGUUUUUCUGUAUUUAUUCAUUGGUAAUGUAUGUACUUUAGUUUGUAACUAUGUUAACUAAUAAAGUAAUGAAAUUUC